Puntigrus tetrazona (Sumatra barb) is the source of this 15708-nucleotide messenger RNA. RefSeq names its product low density lipoprotein receptor-related protein 2a (gene lrp2a). Gene Ontology annotation, molecular function: protein binding; calcium ion binding. Lineage: Eukaryota; Metazoa; Chordata; Actinopteri; Cypriniformes; Cyprinidae. The record is from RefSeq and is a predicted model, not a curated record.
ACUGCAUCUCAGUCCCAAGAGCUCCAUCUGGCCGGCUUCAUGAGGGGCCGGACACACCAGCCGGGACCGUGCGUCACGAUGCACCUCCAACUUCUCCUCAUUAUAACUUUAUGCGCGCUUCAUUGCGAUUGUCAAGCCAUGAGUGCAGACAAUACCGUGAAGAUCAGCGAACAAUGAUAUCUCAUUCAGUAGGCUCAAUCAGAUGUGGAUCAGCGAGGGGCCUCAUGAUCUGUAACGGGAUUUCCACGCACGAAAUCAAGAGAGGAAGUCAGCUUGACGCUGGACAGAGGAGCUUGUCCGAACCUGGCUGUUCAGGUUGUGAGGUGGGGUCUUUCCGCUGUGGCACAGGCCAUUGUGUCCCAGCAAGCCAGAGGUGCGAUGGGACAAACGACUGUUCGGAUAACUCAGACGAAAUCGGCUGCCCCCAGCCCACCUGCGAGAGCGCUCAGUUCCAGUGCUUGAGUGACGGCGAGUGCAUUCCUCAGCACUGGGUCUGCGAUGAUGAAGAGGAUUGCGAGGAUGGCUCCGAUGAAAGGCAGCACUGCCCUGGCAGGACGUGCUCCAGUUCACAGUUCACCUGCACGAACGGGGCCUGCGUCCCGGGAGGAUACAGGUGCGACCGUGUGCCUGACUGCCUGGACGGAGCAGACGAGAGAAACUGUCUCUACCCAGAGUGCCCGGAGCUGAGGUGUGCUAACGGGGCAUGUUAUAACAGGAGCCAGCGCUGUGACCAGGUGCUCAACUGCCGAGACGGCUCAGACGAGGCCAAUUGCACCCAGCGGUGCAGCAGCGGUCAGUUUCAGUGCAGCAACGGAGAGUGUAUUCCUCGCGGAUACAUCUGCGAUCAUGACGAUGACUGUGGAGACAGAAGUGACGAACAGAACUGCACCUACCCGACCUGCAGAGGAACGUACUUCACCUGUCCCAGCGGCCGCUGCAUCCAUCAGGUCUGGCUGUGUGAUGGAGAGGACGACUGCGAGGACAACGCGGAUGAGAGAGGCUGCGAUAAUGUCCAGCGGGAGUGUUUUCCCGGGGAAUGGCCGUGUCCUUCUUCCGGUGUUUGCAUCCCUCUGGACCAUCUCUGUGACGGGACGGCACACUGUCCGGACGGAGAAGAUGAGACCAACACCACUGCUGGACGCAACUGCAGUAUCUGGCGCUGUGCGUCUCUGAGCUGUGAGCAUCACUGUCACUCCUCUCCUGACGGAGGAACCUGCGCCUGUCCUCCGGGAUACGUGGUCAGCAGAAACGACAGCCGCUCGUGCAUCGAUUACGAUGACUGUAGUCUUUGGGGCAUGUGCGACCAGCUGUGUGAAGACCGGGUCGGAAGCCAUCGCUGCGGCUGUCGGGACGGUUAUCAUCUGGAGCAGCACAAAUACUGCAGAGCAAACCUCUCGUCUGGGGUGCCUUCGCUUAUAUUCUCCAACGGGAGAGACUUGCUGAUUGCUGAUGUCCACGGACACAACUCUCAAGUCCUGGUCGAGUCCCAGAACAGAGGGGUUGCUGUUGGGGUGGACUUCCAUUACCAUCUGCAAAGAGUCUUUUGGACCGACACAAUCCAAAAUAAGGUGUUUUCGGUGGAUAUGGACGGGUCGCGUUUGCAGGUGGUGCUGAACGUGUCCGUGGACUAUCCCGAGAACCUGGCCGUGGACUGGGUGAAUAAUAAGCUGUACGUGGUGGAGGCCAGCGUCAACAGGAUCGACAUGGUGGACCUGGACGGGAGCAAUCGGGUGACCCUGAUCGCCGAGCACCUGGGCAACCCGAGAGGUCUGGCGCUUGACCCGACCGUGGGGUACCUUUUCUUCUCUGACUGGGAUACUUUGAAUGGGGAACCGGGUUUGGAGAGAGCCUAUAUGGAUGGGACCAAUCGCUUCGGGAUCAUCAGGACCAAACUCGGCUGGCCUGCUGGGAUUACUUUGGACCUCGAGGCUAAAAGAGUGUAUUGGGUGGACAGCCGCUACGAUUAUAUCGAAACCACCACUUAUGAUGGCUUGCACAGGAAAACCGUGGUCCAUGGUGGGUCUGUGAUUCCUCAUCCGUUUGGCAUUGCUCUGUUCGAACAUUCGGUCUACUACACCGACUGGACCAAGAUGGCCGUUAUGAAGGCUAAUAAAUACAGCGACAACAGCCCACGGGAGCUCUACAGGACCUCUCAGAGACCACAUGGCCUGACUGUGGUCCAUAAAUACAGACAGCCCUUCGUAAGUAACCCCUGUGGCGCCGACCGAGGAGGCUGUGAGCACAUCUGUGUUCUGAGUCACAGAACUGAUAACGGCGGUCUGGGAUACCGCUGCCGCUGCCGAAUGGGCUACGAUCUGCAUGCUGACGGCAAGAGAUGCGUGUCCGUGAGGCAGUUUCUGCUGUUCUCCAGUCAGCUGGCGGUCCGAGGAAUCCCCUUCAACCUGUCCACACAGGAAGACAUCAUUCUCCCCAUCACAGGAACGCCAUCUUAUUUCGUAGGUGUGGACUUCAGUGCUGCGGACAAUUCCAUUUUCUUCUCUGAUACGGUGAAGGACAUCGUCUACAAACAGAAAGUUGAUGGAACCGGCAGGGAGGUGCUAGCAGCCAAUCGGGUGGAUGGUGUGGAAGAUCUUGCUUAUGAUUGGAUAUCGAAGAACCUGUACUGGACAGAUCCACGCUACAGGAGUAUAUCUGUCAUGAAGGUCGCGGAUAAGUCCAGACGAGCCAUUGUACGAAACCUCAACAACCCCAGAUCCAUAGUGGUCCACCCAGUGGCUGGUUAUAUUUUCUGGACUGACUGGUACCGUCCUGCGAAGAUUAUGCGGGCCUGGGGUGACGGGUCACAUGCUCAGUCGAUUGUAAACACCACUCUCGGCUGGCCGAAUGGCUUAGCCAUUGACUGGAGUGCCAUGCGGCUGUAUUGGGUCGAUGCCUUCUUCGAUAAGAUCGAGCACAGCAACUUUGACGGACAAAACAGAUUGUCUUUGGAUCGCAUCACUCAGAUCUCCCAUCCGUUUGGACUUACUGUCUUUGGAGGUUACGUGUACUUCACCGACUGGAGGCUGGGUGGAAUCGUGAGGGUCCGUAAAACAGACGGAGGGGAGAUGAUGAUCAUACGCCGAGGGAUCAGCCACAUCAUGCAUGUCAAGUCCUUCAACGCCGACUCGCAGAUUGGAUCUAACUUCUGCAACAGGCAAACGAACCCAAAUGGAGACUGCAGUCAUUUCUGUUUCCCAGCGCCGUACUCUCAGCGAGUCUGUGGAUGUCCGUACGGAAUGAAGCUUGAAGCCAAUCAGCAGACGUGUGUGGAUGAUCCAUCCAACGAGCCGCCGACCCUCCAGUGUGGCUCUAACUCUUUCUCCUGCACUAACGGGAAAUGUGUCCCUCAGAGCUACCAAUGUGACGGCGUCGAUGACUGCCACGACAACAGCGACGAGGCCAACUGCGGCGCUCAUAAUAACACAUGCUCGCCAAUCGCCUUCACCUGUGCCAAUCAGCGCUGUGUGCCCAGAAGCUGGCACUGUGACGGACACAAUGACUGUUUUGAUGGCAGUGAUGAGAGGGACUGUCCCACCCAGACCCCUGGCACUUGCCAGGCUGACCAGUUCAGCUGUGCCAACCAUCAUUGUAUCCCCCGCACAUGGCUCUGUGACACCGACAACGACUGCGGAGAUGGAUCCGACGAGAACAACUGUGAUUCGAUUGGCACAUGCCAUCCCGGUCAGUUCCAGUGUCCGGACCACCGCUGCAUUGACCCCAACUACGUGUGCGAUGGAGACAGAGAUUGUGCUGACGGAGCAGAUGAGCAGGGCUGUGUGUACAACUGCACAGCGUUUGAGUUUAAGUGUGCAAACGGCCAUCAGUGCGUCAAUUCCUACUACCGAUGUGAUGGGGUGUUCGAUUGUAACGAUCGCUCGGAUGAAUCUGGUUGUCCCACGAGGCCGCCUGGCAUGUGUCACCACGAGAGCGAGUUUCAGUGCCAGUCAGACGGCAGUUGCGUUCCCUCGAACUGGGAAUGCGACGGGCACCCAGACUGUGAAGAUGGCUCAGAUGAGCACCACGCCUGCCCUCCGCGCACGUGUCCCUCCUCACAGUUCCGCUGUGAUAACGGCAACUGUGUCUUCCGUGGCUGGAUAUGUGACGGUGAUAACGACUGUCGGGACGGCAGCGACGAGCGAGACUGUCCCACGCCGCCGUUCCGCUGUCCCAGCUGGCAGUGGCAGUGCCCUGGACACAGUGUGUGCGUUAACCUCAGCAGGGUGUGUGACAACACGCCAGACUGUCCCAACGGCGCUGAUGAAUCCCCUCUCUGCAAUCAGGAGAGCUGCUCUGAUAACAACGCGGGAUGCACUCACGGCUGCAUCCAGGGCCCGUUCGGAGCCCAGUGCACGUGUCCCAUGGGCUUCCAGCUGAGUAACGACUCAAAGACGUGCGAGGACAUCGACGAAUGCCAUCCUCCGGGCGUCUGCAGUCAGCACUGCUUCAACGAGAGAGGCUCCUUCCGCUGCCACUGUCAGGACGGAUACACUCUAGAGGCGGACGGACGCACCUGCAAGGCCUCAGGAUCUCGAGAGGCCUUGCUCUUAGUGGCCAGUCGGAAUCAGAUUGUGUCAGACGAUAUCCUCGCACAGCCGAACGUUAUCCGCUCUCUAGUUCGUGAUGGCCGUAAUAUCGUGGCAGUGGAUUUCGACUCCGUCACGGAUCGUAUUUACUGGUCUGACACCACCCAGGACAGAAUAUGGAGCGCUCACAAAAAUGGGACUGACCGGACCGUGAUCUUUGACAGCGGCGUGACUGUUACUGAGAGCCUCGCCGUCGACUGGGUUGGCAGAAACCUUUACUGGACGGACUAUAUUUUGGAGACCGUAGAGGUGUCCAAACUGGACGGGUCUCACAGAACAGUGCUGAUUAGUGAAAACGUGACCAAUCCAAGGGGUCUGGUCGUGGACCCUAGAAACAACACACAUCUGAUGUUUUGGACGGACUGGGGCAGAAAUCCUCGUAUCGAGAGAGCCAGCAUGGAUGGGAAAUUAAGGACCACAAUCAUCAGCAGCAAACUUUAUUGGCCCAAUGGCUUAACCAUCGACUACCCCAACAACCUGCUUUACUUUGCAGACGCUUACUUAGACUUUAUCGACUACUGUGAUUACGAUGGAAAGAACCGGAAACAAGUGUUGGCCAGUGAUUUGGUACUGCAACAUCCCCACGCAAUUACCAUUUUUGAGGAUUUUGUCUAUUGGACCGACAGAUACGUCAACCGCGUGAUCCGGGCCAACAAAUGGCACGGUCAGAACCAGACGGUGAUGCUGUAUAAUCUGCCCCAGCCCAUGGGUCUGGUGGCACUUCAUCCGGCCCGACAGCCUGCAGGUUAUAACCCCUGUGACCCCCGUUCGAGCCCCUGCACUCACAUCUGUCUCCUGUCAGCCGUCGCUCCCAGGUUCUACUCCUGUGCCUGUCCGUCUGGAUGGACCCUCGCCGCUGACCAGUUCACUUGCGCUAGAGUUGAGGACCCGUUCCUGGUGGUGGUGAGAGACAGCAUCAUUUACGGCAUCCCGCUCAAUCCAAACGACAAAAGCAAUGACGCCAUGGUGCCGGUCGCCGGGCUGCUGAACGGAUAUGAUGUUGACUUUGAUGAUGCUGAGCAGACGAUCUAUUGGGUGGAACAUCCGGGGGAGAUUCAUCGAGUAAAGUCAGAUGGUACCAACAGAACUGAGUUCGCACCAGCAGCCAUCCUGGGCUCUCCGGUCGGACUAGCUCUGGACUGGAUGUCUCAGAACCUGUACUACUCCAACCCUGCGUCGCAGUCUAUAGAGGUUCUCAGGCUAAAAGGAGAGAUUCAGUACAGAAAGACUCUCAUCACAAACAACGGCUCACCUACCGGUGCAGGAGCUCCCGUUGGCAUCGCGGUGGAUCCGGCACGUGGAAAGAUGUACUGGACAGAUCAGGGAACCGAGAGCGGGAUCCCGGCAAAGGUGGCAUCGGCAGAUAUGGACGGCUCCAACGCGGCCAUCCUCUUCACCCAUAAUCUGGAACACGUGGAGUUCAUAACCAUCGACAUCAGAGAGAACAAGCUCUACUGGGCCGUAACAGGGACCGGCGUGAUCGAGCGCGGUGCCGAUGGAUCAAACCGUAUCACUAUGGUGAAUGGACUGUCCCAUCCGUGGGGUGUAGCCGUAUACGACUCCUACCUGUACUUCACGGAUCGAGACUUUGAGGUGAUCGAACGCGUCGAUAAAGCCACGGGACUCAACCGGGUCGUAAUGCGGGAUAACGUGGCCGGUCUCAGAGUACUCAAAGUGCACCACAGAGACUCCUCGGUAGGCUCGUCUAACGGCUGCAGUAAUAACGUGGGGACGUGCGAGCAGUUGUGUCUGCCUCGACCCGGCGGCCUUUUCAGCUGCGCCUGUGCGACCGGCUUCAAACUCAGCGCUGAUAACAGAACCUGUUCUCCAUACCAGUCCUACGUGGUGAUCUCUAUGCUCACUGCUAUCAAGGGCUUCAGUCUGGAGGGAGCAGAUCACUCCGAGUCUAUGGUGCCUGUUGCAGGCAGAGGCCGCAAUGCUCUUCAUGUAGACGUGCACAUGCCCUCCGGUUUUAUUUACUGGUGUGACUUCAGCAGCACCGUGGCGUCUCAGAACGGAGUGCGCAGGAUCAAACCGGACGGAUCCGGUUUCCGCAGCAUUGUCACUUCUGGAAUCGGACGUAAUGGCAUACGGGGCAUUGCUGUGGACUGGGCCGCAGGAAACCUCUAUUUCACCAACGCCUUCUUGACCGAGACCUACAUUGAAGUGAUUCGCCUCAAUACCACGUUCCGUCGUGUCCUUCUAAAGACCCAAGUAGACAUGCCUCGUCAUAUUGUGGUGGACCCCAUGAGCAGAUACCUCUUUUGGGCCGACUACGGGCAGACCCCUAAAAUCGAGCGAGCCUUCCUAGACGGGACCAACAGGACCGUGCUGGUUUCCUCAGGCAUAGUCACCCCCAGAGGCCUGGCUUUAGACCACAGAGAUGGAUACAUCUACUGGGUGGACGAUUCCCUGGACAUGAUCGCACGAGUCCGGCCCGAGGGGGGCGAGACGGAGGUUGUGCGCUACGGGAGCCGCUAUCCGACUCCGUACGGCGUCACCGUGUUCGAGGGGAAUGUGAUCUGGGUGGACAGAAACCUGAAGAAAGUCUUCCAAGCCAGCAAACAGCCGGGUGCUACCGACCAGCCGCUCGUGAUCCGAGACAACAUCAACAUGCUGCGGGACGUCACCAUCUUCGACCGGAGGAUGCAGCCUAGUUCGGCCCAAGAGCUCAAUAACAACCCCUGCUUGGAGUCUAACGGCGGCUGCGCUCACUUCUGCUUCGCCAUCCGAGGCUCUCAGACGAGGAAGUGUUCGUGCGCCUUCGGGAAUCUGGCCGCGGAUAGCAGCAGCUGUGUUGUAUCCCGAGACGACUACCUUAUUUAUACCACAGAAAGCACUGUGCGCUCUCUGCGGCUGGAUCCCGAGGAUCAUUCGCUGCCCUUUCCCGUGGUGAACGUGCCCCGGACUUCGGUAGCCCUUGAUUUCGACCGGUUGGACGGCAGGAUCUAUUUCACCCAGAGCUCGGGAGCGGGCCAGAGCAAGAUUAGCUUCAUUACUUUGGCUUCGCCUACCUCUCCUGCGACGGAGGUGGCCUCAGAUCUGGGAGCUCCUGAUGGCAUUGCCUAUGAUUGGAUCAAUAAGAGGAUCUAUUACAGUGACUACAUUAACCAGAGCAUCAGCUCCAUGGCCGUGGAUGGGUCUCAGAGGACCGUUGUAGCCCAGGUGCCCAGACCCAGAGCCAUCAUGCUGGAUCCGUGUAGAGGGUAUAUGUACUGGACCGACUGGGGAACCAAUGCAAAGAUAGAGCGUGCAACUCUGGGAGGAAACUUCAGGACAGAGAUCGUCAACACUAGUCUGGUUUGGCCAAAUGGUCUGACGCUGGACUAUGAUGAUCAAAGACUGUACUGGGCAGAUGCCAGCCUACAGAAGAUCGAGAGAUGCUCACUCACCGGCGCUAACCGCGAGGUCAUCGUAAGCACCGCCAUCUACCCGUUCGCGAUGACGGUCUACGGUCAGCGUAUCUACUGGACGGACUGGAACACACGCAGCAUCUACCGUGCAAACAAGUACGACGGCUCCGACCAGAGAGUGAUGCUACAAAACCUUCCCUCCCGGCCCAUGGACAUCCAUGUGCUCUCCAACAGCAAACAGCAGCAGUGCAGCAGUCCCUGCGAACAGUUCAACGGUGGAUGCAGCCAUAUUUGCACUCCAGGUCCUCAGGGAGCGGAGUGUCAGUGUCCCUCUGAGGGCCGCUGGUAUCUGGCCGACAACAAACACUGUAUCCCUGACAAUGGCACACGCUGUCAGUCGGGACAGUUCACCUGCAUGAACGGCCGCUGCAUCCGUGCCCAGUGGAAAUGCGACAACGACGACGACUGCGGGGACGGCAGCGACGAGCUCGAGCGGGUCUGCGCAUUUCACACCUGCGAGCCCACCAUGUUCACGUGUGGAAAUGGCCGUUGCGUGCCGUAUCACUACCGCUGCGAUCAUUAUAAUGACUGCGGGGAUAACAGCGACGAGACCCGCUGCAAUUUCCGCCCCUGCGACCCCAACACCGAGUUCACCUGCAACAACGGCCGCUGCAUCGCACGGGAAUACGUCUGCAACGGUAUAAACAACUGCUACGACAAUGGGACCUCGGAUGAGCAGAACUGCACUGAGAGGACAUGUCAGCCGGAGCACACCAAAUGCCAGACCACCAACAUCUGCAUCCCGCGCUCGUACCUGUGUGAUGGAGAUAAUGAUUGUGGUGACAACAGUGAUGAGAGCCCAACACAUUGUGCCACAUCCACAUGUUCCCAGAACGAGUUCCGCUGCUCGAGCGGACGCUGUAUUCCCGGACACUGGUACUGUGAUGGAGGUACAGACUGCAAUGAUGGGUCUGAUGAGCCCGUUACCUGUACCACCGUGGUGAGGACCUGCAACUCGGACCAGUUCCGCUGCGAUGACGGAAGGUGCAUCGCCUCGUCCUGGAUCUGUGAUGGAGACAACGACUGCGGGGACAUGAGCGACGAGGACGAGAGACACACCUGUGCAAACCGUACCUGCUCUCCUCAGGAGUUCACCUGUGUAAAUAACAGGCCUCCUCAGAGGAAGUGCAUCCCGCGGGACUGGGUGUGUGACGGAGACGCAGAUUGUUCGGACGCUUUCGAUGAGCACCAGAACUGCACUCGCAGAUCCUGCUCCGCCAACGAGUUCACCUGCAGCAAUGGCCUCUGCAUCCGCAACUCCUACAGGUGCGACCGUCGCAGUGAUUGCGGAGACAGCAGCGACGAGCAGGGCUGCACCUAUCAGCCGUGCCAACAGCACCAGUUCACCUGUCAGAACGGCCGCUGCGUCUCGCAGGAUUUCAUCUGCGACGGGGACAACGACUGCGGGGAUGAAUCGGACGAGCUGGAUCACCUGUGCAGGACUCCAGCGCCCACCUGCCCGCCCGGAAACUUCCGCUGUGACAACGGAAACUGCGUUCCUUUCAGCGCGGUGUGCGACCGCAACGACGACUGCAACGACAACAGUGAUGAGAAGGGCUGCGGCAUCAACGAGUGCACAGACCCAUCCAUGCACCACUGCGACCACAACUGCACCGACACUCCCACCAGCUUCAUCUGCACCUGUCGCCACGGUUACCGCCUCAUGUCCGACAGCAAGACGUGCGACGAUGUGGACGAGUGCUCGGCGACGCCCAGCGUCUGCAGCCAGGUCUGCGAGAACACCAUGGGCUCGUACGUGUGCAAGUGCGCCCCGGGCUACCUCCGCGAGCCCGACGGCCGCAGCUGCAGGCAGAACAGCAACAUCAGCCCCUACCUGAUCUUCAGCAACCGCUACUACCUGCGCAACCUCUCCACGGACGGAGAGGCCUACUCGCUGAUCCUGCAGGGCCUCACUAGCGCGGUGGCGCUGGACUUCGAUCGGGUGGACAGGCGCUUGUACUGGAUCGACGUGGGCCGGAGGGUGUUGGAGCGGAUGUUUUUUAACGGGACGGGGCGAGAGGUGGCGGUCAACGGCAUCCUGCACGGCGAGGGCCUGGCGGUGGACUGGGUCGGGAGGAAGCUGUACUGGGUCGACAGCUUUCUCGACUGCAUGAAGGUGUCGGAGCUGGACGGGCGCUUUGAGAGGAAGUUAGCGGAGCACUGCGUGGAUGCUAAUAAUACGUACUGCUUUGAGAAUCCCAGAGCCAUCGUUCUGCAUCCUAAGUUUGGAUAUGUGUACUGGACUGACUGGGGAGACAAAGCCUUCAUUGGACGUGUCGGGAUGGAUGGGAAUAACAAGUCGGCCAUCAUCACUACUAAGAUCGAGUGGCCCAACGGUCUCACUAUUGACUACACCAAUGACAAGCUUUACUGGUCUGACGCUCACCUCAACUACAUUGAGUUCUCGGAUCUGGACGGGAAUCACCGGCACACGGUGUACGACGGCGUCCUGCCGCAUCCCUUCGCGAUCACAGUGUUCGAGGAAAACGUGUACUGGACGGACUGGAACACUCGAACCGUAGAGAAGGGCAACAAAUACAACGGCUCCGGACGGGAGGCGCUCGUCAACACCACGCACCGGCCCUUCGACAUCCACGUGUGCCAUCCCUACCGCCAGCCCAUAGUGACGAAUCCCUGUGGGGUCAAUAACGGAGGCUGUUCUCACCUGUGUCUCCUGCGAGCCGGAGGUCAGGGCUUCGCCUGCGAGUGUCCCGAUCACUUCCUGACCGUGCAGAUAGGAGGCGUCGCGCGCUGCCUGCCCAUGUGUUCCAGCACUCAGUACAGAUGUGCGGAUAACGAACGCUGCAUCCCUAUCUGGUGGAAGUGUGACGGUCAGCGGGACUGCAGAGACGGUUCGGAUGAGCCCUCCACGUGUCCGGUCCGGCACUGCAGACUGGGCCAGUUCCAGUGUGGUGACGGAAACUGCACCAGCCCACACUUCCUGUGUAACUCCAAUCAGGACUGUCCCGAUGGGUCGGACGAGGACACUGUGCUGUGUGCCACGCAUCAGUGUGAGUCUCAUCAGUGGCAGUGUGCCAACAAGCGCUGCAUCUCCGAGGCCUGGCAGUGCGACGGGGAGAACGACUGCGGCGACGGAUCCGACGAGGAUCCCGCUCACUGCUCCAGCAGGACCUGCAGACCCGGACAGUUCAAGUGCAGGAACGGCCGCUGCAUCCCGCAGAGCUGGAAGUGUGACGUGGACGACGACUGCGGAGACAACUCGGACGAGCCCAUCGACGAAUGCAUGGGUCCGGCGUACAGAUGUGACAAUCACACAGAGUUCGACUGCAGGACAAACUACCGCUGUGUUCCUCUGUGGGCCGUGUGCAACGGUCACAACGACUGCAGGGACAACAGCGAUGAACAAAACUGUGAGGAGUUGACCUGUGAGCCGGCGGGUGAUUUCCGCUGUGAUAACCACCAGUGCGUCCCCCUGCGCUGGCGCUGCGACGGAGACAACGACUGCGGCGACGGAUCUGACGAACGCAGCUGCACCCCUCGUCCGUGCACCGAGAGCGAGUACCGCUGUGACAACCUGCACUGCAUUCCUGACCGCUGGGUUUGCGACCAUGACAACGACUGCGAGGACAAUUCUGACGAGAGGGACUGCGAGCUGCGGACCUGUCACCCGGGUUACUUCCAGUGCGCUAGCGGCCACUGCAUCGCUGAGCGUUUCAAAUGCGACGGCAACGCAGACUGUCUGGACUUCACCGAUGAAAGCUCUUGUCCCACGCGCUACCCGAACAGCACCUACUGUCCACCCUUCCUGUUUGAGUGCAAGAACCAUGUGUGUGUGCAGCAGCACUGGAUAUGUGACGGAGAUAAUGACUGCGGGGAUAAUUCAGAUGAGGAACUGCAUCUCUGCUUGGACAUCUCGUGUGAUCCUCCGUUUCGUUUCCGCUGUGAUAACACCCGCUGCAUCUACAGUCACGAGCUCUGCAACGCUAUAGACGACUGCGGCGAUGGAACCGAUGAGAGGCCGGAGCAUUGUGUGACCCCCACGCACGGACCCUGCUCCGCAGACGAGUAUAAAUGUGGGAAUGGACAGUGCAUUCCUCUGCAGUACGCCUGCGACGACUACGACGACUGCGAAGACCAAACCGAUGAGCUCGGCUGCUACUACGGCCACGGACGCACGUGCAGUGAGAAUCUGUGCGAGCAUAACUGCACAGAUUUGUCGACCGGAGGCUUUAUUUGUUCCUGUAGACCUGGAUAUAAACCCAACCCGGAGGACAAGAACAACUGCGACGAUGUGAACGAGUGUGAGAUUUACGGGACGUGCCCCCAGCUCUGCAGGAACACUAAGGGCAGUUAUGAGUGUUUCUGCGCAGACGGCUUUCGAUCGGUGGGAGAGCAGCCGGGAGUCGAGUGCGCUGCUGAGGGAAAUCCUCCCGUCUUGUUAUUGCCUGAUAACGUGCGUAUCCGUCGCUUUAACCUCUCUUCAGCGCAGUACUCUGAUUAUGUGGAUAAUGCAGAGCACAUUCAAGCACUGGACUACCUGUGGGACCCAGAAGGCCUUGGUCUAAGUAUAGUCUACUGGACCGUGUUGGGACGAGGCUCUGAGUUCGGGGCGAUUAAGAGGGCCUACAUGACCACAUUCGAUGACCAUGGAAAUAAUCCCGUGAAAGAGGUUGACCUGAACCUUCGAUACAUCUCCAGUCCUGACGGCAUCGCUGUGGACUGGAUUGGAGGCCAUAUUUACUGGACAGAUGCUGGGACUAAUAGGAUUGAGGUGUCAAAACUGGAUGGACGUUACAGAAAGUGGUUGAUUCACAGCGAUCUUGAUCAGCCAGCCGCUAUUGUGGUCAAUCCUGGACUAGGUAAGAUGUUUUGGACCGACUGGGGCAGAAAGCCCAAGAUUGAGAUGGCGUGGAUGGAUGGGCAGCACAGAGAGGUGCUGUUAGACGAGGAUCUGGCUUGGCCUACUGGUAUAGCUUUGGACUAUCUGAAUGAAAACCGGAUCUACUGGUGUGACUCAAAAGAAAACAUCAUCGAAUCGAUGAAAGAGGACGGAACAGAUCGGCAGAUGAUCAUAUCAGGAGAUAUCGGUCACCCCUACAGUCUGGAUGUGUUCGAGGGACACGUGUACUGGACGACUAAAGACAAGGGGGAAGUGUGGAAAAAAGACAAGUUUGGGAAAGGAGACAAGGUGAAGGUGUUGACCAUAAACCCCUGGCUGACUCAAGUACGCAUCUAUCAGCAGCACCGACACAACCACUCAGUGCUGAACCCCUGUCAGGGAGUCUGCAGUCACCUGUGUUUGCUUAGGCCGGGUGGAUACACCUGUGCCUGUCCACAGGGCUCCACGCUGCUCGCCUUCAACAAGAAUGAAUGUGAUGCCGCCAUUGAGGCAGAGGUGUCCAUGCCGCUUGCAUGCAGAUGCAUGAACGGAGGAACGUGCUACACUGAUGAGGGAGGCCUGCCGAAGUGCAAGUGUCCUUACGGUUACUCGGGUAGUUACUGUGAUAUGGGGAAGUCUAGAGGUGCUCCUGCAGGAACAGCUGUGACCGUCCUGUUAGCGGUGGUAAUUAUUCUGAUUACCGGAGCUCUGGUUGUGGGAGUUUUCCUCAACUACAAGCGCACCGGCUCUCUCAUCCCGUCAAUGCCUAAACUACCCAGUCUGAGCAGCCUGGUGAAGUCCGCAGACACGGGAAACGGGGUUUCGUUUCAUUCAGGUGACAAUGUGACGAUGGAUCUGGAGCCUCAGACUCUGGGGGUGUCGUUCAUCGACAGGGCCAUGCAGCUGGAUGAAAAUUUCGCCGACUCUGGUAGGCAGCCAAUCACGUUCGAGAAUCCUCUGUACUCGACUGCAGCCGGCCCAUCAGGCGAUCCAGCAGUGAUACACGCCACGCAGGUCACUGUGAACGUCAGCGGUGACCAGGUGGAGAAUAACUUCUCGAACCCUGCGUAUAACGCUCAUGAACAGGCAGCGGAGGUGAAGAGCGGACCUGCAGACCAAACCACCACGCAGGAGUCCAAAUGGAGUUUCUUUAAAAGAAAACUGAAGCCGAGCACAACGUUUGAAAACCCUACUUAUUCGGAGAUGCAGGACGAGCAGAAGCACGGAGCUCCAGAUUCCAGCGCUUCAUCGCAGCCGUCUCCUUUCGUUCCUCCUCCCAAACCCCAGAAACGAGAGAAACUGAGCACCUACUCACCCACAGAGGACACCUUUACAGACACGGCCAACCUGGUUAAAGAGGACAGCGAAAUAUGACCAUCACACCCAGCGGGAAAAUACAAAGAAACACUCCCUUUGCACAGAAUCUAUUUUUAUAUGCGGCCUGCAUACGACAAGAAAUCGAUUUAAGAUUAUUUUUGAAACAAAAAAAAAAAGUAUAGACGAGAAUAGAUGUUUGUGUAGCCUACAGAAAAGAGACUUUGCCUUCCGAUACUUUGUAUGCCAAUUCAUGUCGUAUGAUUCUUUUUUUUUAUUAUUAUUAUUGUGACGUCAUAUUUGUAUAUCUUUGCACUGAUGCUGCUGAAGGAGAAUGUUAUGAAUAUUUUGUACAUUUGUAAAUCGAAAAGAUUUUGUUUGAUAAUAUCCUCUGGUCAGAUGUUAUUUUGAAAUAGAUUAUUACUUAUUUCUGGAGAUUCACACACACAUACACACACACACACACACACGUAUGCCAACGAUACUGAGUAAAAGUGCUUUGAGAGCCAGCUGAGACUUUGCCAUUUGAUCCGAUUGUUCGUAAAGGAAUAGUUCACCCAAAAAGUUUGUUUCUUCAUCAGAGCAGAUUUAAAGAAAUGUAGCAUUGCGUCGCCGAUUCACCAACGAGCCGUUGCAGUUCAUUAUGCAGUGAAUGGGUGCCGUCGGAAUGAGAGUCUAAACAGCUGAUAAAAACAUCACAAUAAUCCACAAGCAAUUCUCCCCACUCAGUUGAUGCCUUGAGAAAGCGAAAAAAGCAUUUGUGAGAAACAAAUCCAUCAUUAAGACUUGCUUCCAGCUUAAAAAAAAGCAUUUCGUUUCAUUUUUAUGCGAACUAUUCACUUUUAAAUCUCGCCGCUGAGAAAACACGAUGCACACGCAUCGCUCGCGUGCAUUUACCUCAUUUGUGGAGCGGCCGGAUUCAAGGAAACGAGCAAAAACGUCUGAGAUGUCGCUCAUCACUUAUAGGAAUAGUUCGCACAAAAAUGAAAACGGGUUAUUAUGUUCUCACCCGCUCUAGUAGGAAGUUGUGCAGUAACUUUGUAUAAGGGACUGACACUGAAUUGCACGAUGAGGAGCUGCUUAUUUUCCUCAAAAUAACGGCGUAUGUGUUUGAAAUAAGGUCAGGGUGAGGGGGAAAAUGACAGAAAGGGUUGAAGUGCUCCAAAUAUGCCACGCAGAGAAAGGGACUCUCAUUAAAGAAAGUCUGAAAGUAAGACGAUGCAGUGACAUACUCCUCUGUAAACGCAUUUUAAUACAACUUCUGUUUUAUAUAUCGAAAUAAUACUUGAAAUUUCCCAGUUUAUAUGCAUGUGAUUAUAACUGUGAUGUCUGACGUCCCAUCACCGUUUCAAGGGCUUUUCGUAUGUGCUUUUCCCAUCUGAUGAAGUGCAUGGGCCGUGUGACAUUUUAAAUGAUUUUGUAUAUUAAAGACAGUACAAAAAAAAAAGAAUAUUAUGAAUUUAUUCGACUUGACAUGCCGAUUAUGUUACUAUAGAAAGGAACUGGAAACAAAUGAAUGCUGCUGUGAAAAAUCAAAUAAAUUUGUUUUUAUAAGAAA